AUGAAGUUCUCUAUUUUUAUAAUCUCAUGUCUCGUUGUAUUGGUUUUGUUUUCUCCAAAUCCUACACAAAGUUGUGAAACCACUUGUCGAAAUGGAAUAAGUGAUGCUUUCGCUCAAGCUUACACAAAAGAAAUUACCAACUUAUUUAAAGAAUUUUAUAAUAACCUUAAAAUUUCCUUAUUCUAUAAAGUGUCUGGAAUUUCAAAAAGUACUCAAAAUGUAACUUAUGUUUCUUGCGUGAAUAUUACUAAUGAUACCAUGAAAUCUUUUGAAGCAAAUCUAAUCAACGUAGUUAGAAAUGGAAUUUUUAAUGAAGAACCUAAAUUCAAAGGUCAAUGUCAAAAUCCUCUUAGAGUUAAGCAACCACCUAAAGGUGUUAAUUGGACUUUAAGUGAUUGUCAAAAUCAAGAUUAUAUUUGUGGGAAUCCUCCAGCGAUUUGUCAUUUUAUGGAGUCUAUAGUGAACCCAAGAAAUAUCAAGAAUAUUAAUUUAGAUUUCAUUAAAUUCUUUACAAAAAGCUCCAAAUUUUUAAAUAAAAUUUCUACCCAAAUUUCAUCAAGAAUAAAGGAUAAAAAUAAAGCAAAAGCUGUCAUUAAUAACUUUAAUAAUCGUCUUAAUGAUUUUCAAAAAAACGUUUUUAGUAAAAAAUUUUGUACUAAUAAUGUUUGCGAUAAAUACAAUCCAAAUAUUAAAUUAAUACUUUUAUCCUAUCCUUAA
This is a messenger RNA of Diversispora eburnea, 717 nucleotides long. Lineage: Eukaryota; Fungi; Glomeromycota; Glomeromycetes; Diversisporales; Diversisporaceae. The record is from the annotation of a GenBank genome assembly.